This is a messenger RNA of Chara braunii, 1991 nucleotides long. Lineage: Eukaryota; Viridiplantae; Streptophyta; Charophyceae; Charales; Characeae. The record is from the annotation of a GenBank genome assembly.
AAGCUCUUCUUCUUCUUCUUCUUCUUCUUCUUCUUCUUCUUCUUCUUCUUCUUCUUCUUCUUCUUCUUCUUCUUCUUCUUCUCCUCGUUCGUAAACCUUGUGCAAGAUGGCAUCUUCAAGCGGGGCAGGCACUUCGAGGGGGAAGGAGGUGGCAGGUUCGGAUGAUGAAGCCACGCGCGUGAAGGAACCAUUUCAGCCACAGCCUGAGGCAAGGCAGUUGCAGCUGCAGGCAACGAAGGUGGCAUUCAGGUGGGUGACGCAGGGGCAAAUGAUCCCGUCACUGGCGAAGGGGCAGUACAAAGUGAAGUGCAAUCUGUGCGGCGCAGAUUGGGUCGCGUCGUACAUGCGUGUGUGGCCCCAUUUCACUCAGAAAACUAAUCCACGCCCCUCGCAUUAUCCGGAGUUGCUUCACAUCCUUGCUGCGAAGGGGCAUGCGAUUGAGUGCAAGAAGAAGUUGCGGUUCAUCCAAUUGUAUCGGAUGGAGCAAAACAGCCCCCUGGACGGUUUGGUUCCCGCAAUUCCGGAGGUGGAGGCACAAGGGAACAUAGUGGAUGCGUUCAUAAUGUCACCGACAGCACGGCAUAGCAGAACGGUAUCGACUGUGGAAGUUGAUGAAGAGGCAAGAGAGGGGGUUGUGGAAGAAGGUGGUGGAAUGCUGAGGACGUAUGCGCAAGGAUCCGUUGCGGGCAAGAAAUGCGGGAACUUGACACAAACAUCGAUCAAAAAGUGGGCAACCAACGGUUCACAACAAAGACUGGAUGUGGCAUGGGGGAUGCACCUUCAAGCAGGAGCUGCACGCCUUGUACCUCGAGUUGGGGGAGAAAAGACAGCAGGGAAAGUGGUGGAGGAGAGCUUGUGGACCGACUUCGCGAAGUUCGACAGCACCCUUGCUCAAAUGUCAGCCUCUGAAUUGUGGAACCGCCAUGGGGCCUCUCAUAAGAAGUUGCAAGACAUUGCCAUGAGAGUGACAACGAUGUGGAGCACUGCGACCCCUUGUGAGAGGAACUGGUCCUCUCUCGAUCUUGUCCACGACAAGAGGAGGGGGCCGCUGUCGCCUGACAGCCUCGCCAAGUUAGUGUACAUCCACUUGAAUCUUCAGCUUUUGGACAUCAAGAAGAAGAAAAGUAUAGGAAGCUUGGCAGGGUACUUGGACAUGUGGGCUGCAUUCUUCAACGAUGUGGAGGCACCAACGUCAAAUGAUCCUGCGGUGCAAGACGCAAAUGGAUGUGGAUGCGAGGAAGAGGAUAUUGAGGAGAGUGAGGAAGAUGACGAGAACUUUACGUUGUGGUCGCCAAGGGCAAAUGACAUAUCCAACGACGACAAUGAAUUGGAUGACGACCUCACACGUAACGUGGAGCGGGGUUACCUUGAUAGUGACCUGGAGUUCUUGCGGCCUCGGGGGAUGGACUUCAACGCAUGCGUCGAAGUGGACAAGGACUUCGAUGAUGAUGCUGACAGGGCGAGGGCGCAGUCCCUUGCUCAUCGUGAUCGCGCCCUCGUCGAGGGCGUGCAACACGAUAACUUGGACGUGAGCCUGGCAGGAAGGAAGAACAAGGUGCAGCCUGACACCGGUCCAAAAGUGGCAAGGAAAAGGGGGCGCCCGCGAAAGUACCCACUUCAGCCAGUUGUAUCAGCAUGCGCUCCGGUCGGCGACGAUGGUGGUGACGAGGGUGAGGUGGAAGAGCAUGUGACUCGGGGGAGGAAGGUGCAAGGGGGCCCUGCACUCACAAUGGACGGUGCGGAGACACGCCUGUUGAAGUGGCUGAAGAGGAAGGCGGCAAGGAAGGUGAGAGCCGUGGAAGAUGAUCCGACGGAUACGGAAGAAAGCAACAAUGAGAGUGAUAAAGACGGUCGGGAAAGCGACUGGGAAAAGGGUUCGGCGGGGGAGGAUCGUACACUUGCACUGGUCUAAGGGCUGAUGAUGUUCAAUGGUCAUAGUCGAAGUGGUGUUUUUUUUGCACAGUUAAUCCCUUGGGUUUUCCAAGGCAAUC